GGCAGGGGUAAUAUGCGGUCACUAGGUCAGCCAAGUAGUGACCUAUAUAGGCUUGAGUUCCUCAUAGGAGGCUACCGGAAGUGUGUUGUGGUAUAAGCAGGAAUGACAACUAAUGCGCAUUGAUACAUGCACAUAUUCAUUCGAAUGAAAGAUUCGUGAAAUAGACUUUCUUGUGUUACAGAUAUCAUCUAAAGCAAAGCUCAAGAUCUGCUUCAAACAUGGUGUAGCUGGGUCACUAUGCAGUCAAUAGGAACAUAAUAUUUUUGCCCAUCUUUUUUUUUUGUUAGUUUUUCUAAUUAAAGUUUACACAAGAAUGGCAAACAGAUUAAAAGGCUUAGUAAGUCGCAAUAAAAGGCGCCUCAAAGAAGAUGGUUUUGACUUGGACCUUACUUAUAUUACCCCCAACAUCAUUGCAAUGGGUUUCCCUGCAGAGAAACUUGAAGGGUACUACAGGAAUAACAUGGAUGAUGUCAUCAGGUUUUUAGAGUCCAAACACAAAGAUCACUACAAAGUGUAUAAUUUGUGUUCGGAGAGGAGUUAUGAUCCAAUUAGAUUUCAUAACCGUGUUGCCUAUUACCCGUUUGAUGACCACAACCCACCUAGACUAGAGCUAAUCAAACCCUUUUGUGAGGAUCUAGACAAGUGGUUAUCUUUGCAUACUGAUAAUGUUGCAGCUAUACAUUGUAAGGCAGGAAAGGGUAGAACAGGUGUCAUGAUUUGUGCCUAUAUGUUGCAUAGACAGCGGUUUAGAGAUCCUGAUGCUGCAUUAAGACAUUACGGUGCUACAAGAACAAGGGAUGAGAAGGGCGUGACCAUUCCUAGUCAGCGACGUUAUGUAUUGUACUAUGCUGAACUACUUAAGCCAGGUGUGUCCUACAGACAGGUCAGCUUAUUACUGAAGGGGGUAAAAUUUGAGACCAUCCCUAUGUUCAACAGUGGCUCAUGCAUGCCAUUCUAUGAGGUGUCCCAGCUCAAGGUGAAGGUCUACACAUCCCCAGUAUUUGAUGGUGUUAAAAGGGAGCAAAAAAGUUUCCUCAUGCCUGUGAUGCACUCAAGUCAUUCUGUCCCCAUAUGCGGUGACAUCAAAAUAGAAUUUUUUAAUAAGUCAAAAAUUAACAAACGAGAAAAAAUGUUCCACUUCUGGUUCAACACAUUUUUUGUGACUGAUCGUGAGAGAGUGCAGCAGAAUGGUAGUGUCAGCAAUGGUUCAGGUGAAGAGCCUGCUGAAUAUUUAUCUCUCACCUUGCCAAAGUCUGAACUUGAUCGGGCUAACAAAGAUAAAUCACAUAAAUUGUUUAGUCCUAAUUUUAAGGUGAAAGUACUCUUUGAAGCCAUGCAAGAGAACAGCAACUUAGAGAGAAGUAAAAGUGCAGAUGACAUGUUGAACACAGACAAGUAUUGUAAGACUGGACCAACCCACACCGCCACACAGCCCAACCUGCUGCAUCCAUUCAACUCAUCCAGUAGAUGGACGUCCUCCGCGUCCCCCAUCACAUCGCCCCAGACUCCUCCGCUUCCUUCGCACAUCAAAAACAAACACAGCACCAGUGACCAUUCGCUGCAAGACAAAUAUAUGAUGCUGCACCCAGCAGAUGGUGGCGCCAGGCCAAUAUUUACAGUGGAUCAGGAUCCAGAAACAGCUUCUAUAACAGGCAGCACAGAGGCCAUGUCCCUGGGGUGCAGUGACAGUGAGAUUCAGGAUGACUUGUCCGACACAGAGUCUGAAAAUGAGUGGGAGGACUGUGAGAUCACACAGAUUUCAAAGUGAGAAAAUAAACUGAUAAAAUGUAAUGCAGUUAUAAAGGUUAAAUGAGAUUGUUUUUUUUUAUAAAUAUCUACACAUUAUUUAAGAUGUUUUAAUCUUUGAAAGUCUUAAACUCUAGUUUUUUAAACUACUUACUGCAGGUUUGCGGCUGAUGUAUCUAGUGAGGUAUGAAUGUUUUUUGUUUAUAUGUAAAUAUACUCAUUUUUGUAAGUCUGUCAUAACUUGAUGUGCCUUGAAUGGCAGAUUACUAUUAAUGACACCAAGUCCUAGUUGUGCUUAAUGAAAUUUGAGUCAAGCUAUAUUUGCCUUAAGAAAUGUUAAGAUAUCCAGUUUUGUGGAGCACUAUUUAAACAUUCUAUACAGUGUUUUGUCUUCCAUUGGCUAAUAUGAGAUACUGGAUUUUGAUAGGCUUUUAAUCUUGUAAAGUGGUUUUAAGUUUUUAACAGUCAGUUACAAAUAGUAAUUGGCUUUGUUUAAUGUCGUUUAUUGUUUUGUACAUUUCUUUUUCUUUCUUUCUUUCUUUUAAAUCAUCCCAUGUGUAAAUAUUUGCCUUUGUGCAGAAAUCUUUUUAUUUUCAAGUUGAUUGUACACCAUUUCAAAUGCAAGCAUGUAUUCAACAUGUCACAUUUAUUUUCAUUGUUAUUGUUGAACAAAACUAGUUAAGAUCUUCAUUACUUCAAGAUUGUGAGCUUCAAUUUUUGUUGUUGUAUUUGCCAAGUCACUACUUUAACUGUAACCUUUUUGUAUAUUUAUUUCUGCUUAUGAUCUUAGCUUUCUUUAAAAUUUUGUUGCUGAUCUUAGUCCUCUUUUUUUUCAUUUCCUCUAAGGAUAAAUUACUUAGUCGGUACAUGUAUGUAUUCAUCAUAGCCAUAUAGUUCAAAUGUUUCAAUUCUAUUUUUUUAACAUAAUAUUUAUAAUAGGUCAUAAAGUUAUUUAUGAUCUCUUAAUAGGAAAUUAAAUUAGAUAAUCAAUUAAAAAAUUUAACAAUCUCUUGUCGGUAGUAUAAUCUUUUAAAAUUUUUUUUACGGAUUUUAGUUUAUUUUAAAUCUUGUUUUCUACUUAAAAAACUCACUUUUAAAAUGCUAAAUUAAAUACUUUUAUAAUAUUAAGAAAUACAAAAAUUUAUUCUACUGUUUCUUAAAGUUAAGUUGUAAUAAUUCAAAUGGGAAAUUCAUAGUGAAAAAGCCCAAUAUAAUUGAACAAGUAUAUUAUGUUAUAUCUUGUAAGUUAUGGAAUGCUAAAAGCUUUUUGUUGUAAUUUUCACCUGCUUUAAGUUAUUUAACUCUCCAGUGUAAUGUUGAUGUUUAUACAAUGCUGCUGCUAACUACCUGAACUGUGGAGUGAGGAUAUUUUUAGUCAGACUCUGUGGUUCUGCUUAUACAUUUUUUAAAUCAUUUAUCUUAGUGAAGUAGAAAUCUACUUGCUUCCUAGUCACCUUCCUAAAGGCUUUUUAUUUUGUUGUCAAAAAUCUACAUUUGCCAUAGAUAAAAAAUCUGAAUUGAGUACUAGUAAAAAGAAAACAGUUGUGUGGAACUAUUCUAUAUGUCGUUUCCCCAGAAUCAGACUGUUCUAAUUUCACUUUUAUUAAAUUUUCACAACAAAGCUUUAAAGAAUUGUUCUACUAAACAUUUCCGUAUUAAGAGCUUCAUGAAAUUGGAUUGAUGAAGUUUAAUGAUGGUAAGAGUUUGAAGAGAUUUUAAGCAAAACUAUAUAAUUCUAGAAAAAUAAAGAAAAAAUUGGAGUUAAAAAAGCCUGGUUCUGGGGAAGCCAUGUGUUAUUUAAGCAGGAGCCUUGCAUAUUUUUCUGACCAAUGUUAUGAUAUGAUCUGAAAGUGAAAUAGCCGACCAGAUGAGUUAUGUUAAAAAUCUGUGUAAUAAAUUCUUGUCAGCUGUACCUGCUCACAGGUGUUAUGCUCUGGCUCAGUCAGUUGUUCACUGGUGUUAGGCUCUGGCUCAGUCAGUUGUUCACUGGUGUUAGGCUCUGGCUCAGUCAGUUGUUCACUGGUGUUAGGCUCUGGCUCAGUCAGUUGUUCACUGGUGUUAGGCUCUGGCUCAGUCAGUUCUCCACUGGUGUUAGGCUCUGGCUCAGUCAGUUGUUCACUGAGGUUUUUAUGUCAAUCAUUUAAAAGUUGAAAUUGACUUCAUGAAUGAAAUAAAUAUUGAAAAUGUUAUUGUGCAGCUUCAAUAUCUGUAUAUUAUGCUAAUAAUUAAAUUUAAUCAAAGUAUUCACUUAACUGAUGUAGAGUUGCACCGUAAUAUCUUGUAAGUUGUGUAGAGGUUUGUAAAAAUAGCUGUUUUUUUUUGUAUAUAUGAAUAUAGUUUAAAGAGAAUCAAAUAUAUAUAUAUAUAUAUAAUACAUCGGCAUAUCUUUUGAUGCUUCUGCAUCCUGUUGCAGAAGUAUGAGCCUUCUUUAUGGAGUGCACAACCUUUCUCAGAAUAUAAUACUGUGUUAUUUUAUUUAUUUGAGGAGAAAAAAAAACAAUACAAAAUUUUAAUUAAACAGAAGUAUUAAUUUACCCUCCGUGGUUUUGGCAGUAUAUUUGUUUAAAUUAACUUGUAAGGCUACUAACAUUUGUUAAAAAAUGAUAUGUAACAAGAUGUCCUACAUUCUCUGUGUUUAGACUUUUUAUCCAAUGCAUCAUGUUGUUUGUUGCAAGAUGAUUGUCUCAGGAAAAAAAAAACAACAAAAGACAAGGUUUAGAUAUUGUAAAAAAUAUUGUUUAUUUCUUAUAGUAACAUGUUCAGUUUUUUUUAUUAUUACAGACACACAUUGUUGUAAUCUUACUUAAAUUGACAUUUUAAAAAAAUAUCCUUUUUAAUCCACUUUAUAGUGACAUAUUUUGGUGCUUAAUAUUCUAAAAUGAGAUUAUAAACUUUUUGAAAAAUUGUUACAAAAUUAUCUUUUUCCUGAAAAUGAAAAUUUUAUGGCCUAUUUAGAAAAAAUUAAUUACUAAUAAAAAAUCAGUUUGACAAUGUUUAUUUAGCUUCCUCUAUUAGUCAAUGAUUUCUUAAGAUCUUAAUUAACUGCUAUUGAUUUAAAACUAGCUAAUAGCCUGGGUGGUUUGGAAUGGUCACAAAAAACAACAAUAAGCAACAAUAUUAGUGUAGUUAACCUCUGUGCCUAUACAUAAUCAACAACAAUGGAUGAUGACCCUCUGUGUUUUUGAUAUUAUUCUAUGUACACUUUUUCCGCCAUAUAUUUGAAAGACUAUAGAAUGGUACAACUGGUUGACUGUUGUCAUGUAUGUCUAGCCAUUCAUGUGGUUAAGAAUGUUUGUUAUUCAAAAAGAUAUUUAUCCAAAAGUCAGCUGUUUUGUUUUCAUUACUGUUUUUUUUUCUCAUACGUUUUUUUUUAUCCCUGUUGUUUGUAGCUUUAAACAUAUAUUAAUUUUUAUGACUAGUCCUUAUUGAAAUGUUUUCUGUUGUAACUUGAAACUAAAAACUUAUAGAAAUUAUGAAGCAUAUUUACUUUUCAUUACUACAAAAUGUCAUGAAAAAGAAAUACAUUUCAUAUAAUUUAUCAAGAAAAGUUAUACAAAUGAUUUUAAUAAAAUUGAUUUUUUUAAAGUCCCAUUAAUAUUUGUAAUUACAAAUAAUAGUCCUGGAUAAUCAAUGGGGGG
Messenger RNA from Physella acuta, 5384 nucleotides. Its product is annotated as phosphatidylinositol 3,4,5-trisphosphate 3-phosphatase and dual-specificity protein phosphatase PTEN. The record is from RefSeq and is a predicted model, not a curated record. Gene Ontology annotation, molecular function: protein tyrosine phosphatase activity; phosphatidylinositol-3,4,5-trisphosphate 3-phosphatase activity. Gene Ontology annotation, cellular component: plasma membrane; nucleus; cell projection. Gene Ontology annotation, biological process: protein dephosphorylation; negative regulation of cell population proliferation; phosphatidylinositol 3-kinase/protein kinase B signal transduction. Lineage: Eukaryota; Metazoa; Mollusca; Gastropoda; Physidae.